Molecule: messenger RNA, 373 nt
Organism: Priapulus caudatus
Lineage: Eukaryota; Metazoa; Priapulida; Priapulimorpha; Priapulimorphida; Priapulidae
Product: zinc finger CCHC domain-containing protein 24-like
Exons: 4
Coding region: 82-372 (96 amino acids)
Source: RefSeq, a predicted model, not a curated record
CAUAUGCCGACCGAACGAAAGUAAAACCAAAACGGGUAGCUCCCUCUUCCUAUCGUUUUAUCCUAUGAGGUGUUGAUCAUUAUGAAGGCGACACCAAAAGUAGAGGAACUGACGCCGUACCAGGGUAAGAAUCGCUGUUUCGGUGAGUACAAGUGCCCAAAGUGCCAGCGGAAGUGGAUGUCGGGCAACAGCUGGGCCAACAUGGGACAGGAAUGCAUCCAGUGCAACAUCAACGUCUACCCACACAAACAGAGCCCCCUGGAGAAGCCGGACGGCCUCGACGUGUCCGACGAGACCAAGGAGCAUCCUCAGCACCUGUGUGAGAAAUGCAAGGCGCUCGGACACUGCUGCCGCCGCCGCCGGUUCCAGUAAG